AUGAGUCGUUCGGAUAGAUUCUUCUCUGCGACUAUUGAUGAAGAUGUUUCGGCUAGACCGCAGUUCACCUCGAAUCUCUACGAAGCGACUCCCGAUGAGAAAGAGGAGAUCAAGCAGGCGUUGGUGUUUUUGGAACUCUUGUCGCGAAGAGGCAUGGAUGGGAUCCCCGAGUGCGACCUCGAGGAAUUACGAGUCGUGGAUGAGGAAACCCAUGGCGCAGAGAUGCUCGAACUGGGAAAUGGGCUGACUUGCCGGGUCGUGCAGCAUGUUACCGAACCUACAUUAUCCCAUAUCAUACCGUCCGGGACAAUUGUUGCAGUCAAAGUCCCCUUGGUAAAGGCUGAGAGUAGAGAGCAAGACGACAGCGGCGAGGAUAGACCUCUUGUCAUGAAGCGAGCUGGCCCUAUUCUCCAGGAAAUCAAAAUGUUGCGCCACCCGGCGAUCAAGAACCACCCAAACAUCGCCAAGCUUUGCUUCGUGGGAUGGGCAAAAGACAGUCCGCUUCCCAUGCUAGCCAUCCAGAUUGGGCUCCAUGGGACACUCGACUAUCUUAUUAAAAAAGGAGGACCCUCGCUGCCAAUGAUGCAAAAGAAACAUAUAACCAUUGAUGUCGCCUCUGGGCUUCAUGCCGUACACGAAGCUGGCUUUCUCUAUGGGGACCUCAAGCCGGCAAAUAUCAUUAUCUCUACAUAUUCAGACCCUCAUCGUCAGGUGGUUGCCAAGCUCAUCGACUUUGGUGGUGCAGUGGAUGCCUCGGAGAGCGGAGGAAAGCCGCUCUAUUUCACGCCUUUGUGGUGUGCCCCCGAGGUUUCUUUAGGUCGCGACAGGACUGAAAUAGACUGGGAAAGGGCAGACGUGUACUCAUUCGGGCUUAUCGCCGCAAGCAUUUGGGCUCGCACCGAGAGCCUGAGCGAAUGGUGCAGCUCGAACCUGCUUCUUGCAAUGGCUCCACAGGAGCCAGGCAAGGACGCAGUAGAGCCUGUUCAGAAGUUGAAGAGGGAGGAUAAAGUCCUUGGUUGCUUGAUGAAUCUACUUCAGACCUCGUACAAAGACUCGGCAGACUACUCUGACUUUAUUAAAGCUUUCCAAGCCUCCCUAUCCGCUUCUCCUUCCAAGCGUCCUAGCUCUAGGCAGCUCUACAGCAACAUGUCAUCAUUGAGAAGUGCAAUAGCAGGUAACGAGGAGUAUUUGACUAAUGAGGACUUGAGAGCGCCCGACAACGAGGAUACCGCGUUAGACUAUGACCUUCUCCCAAACCUGUCCCGGAACCGACGGCGACAUGAACAUCAAUGGGUUGAGGGUCUAACUCAUCGAACAACGAUCAAGCAGCAAGCCGAUAUUCCUGCUGAGCUGCGAGACGAGAUGACCUCUGACGAAUUCUUAGAACAGUUGUUAUCAUUUAUCCAGCAAUUCGUACUUGCGGGAUGGAACAUCGACAGCGGGAGCUUGGUCUCGCAAUCUGCCUUUGCCGCGGCUAUGGAAUAUUUUGAUCUUGGUCGCAACCGAGAGAAAGGCAUUGAAUUGCUUCGCCUGUCGGCCGUCAAUGGUCUCAAAAGAGCAAUUUCCAUUGUCUGCCCAAUGAGUAUUGGCUCGCGUUUGGAAACUGAAUUUCCAAUGCGACUCUUUCUUUGUUCUCUAGCGCUCGCAUACUCAACUUGGGCAACGCAAUUGCUGUCUAUCCACUGGCCUUCACACUUUAGAAUGGUGCGGCGCAUUCUAGGGGAAAGACGUAUACCGUACAAAGAAGUCAUUAAUCAGUUUGAUUCCCAUGAUGAUCAUUUCCUGGGUCUCACAAUUGGUUCGUACUUGGAUCGGUCGCCAUCUCAGAGCCUCGUUGCUGUCCCGCCCAGUCUUCAUGAGGCCAUCUUUCAUGGAAUGGUUGACGAAGUGAAAAUGAUUCUAGAAGGAGAAAUCAAAACGGCAGAUUUCAAUGACCUCAUCUCGCGUCUUCUACACGAUCUAUCUUAUUUGACGGAUGAAGAAGCUGCAGGGCUUGCUCGACUCGCGUAUCUCAAGGGGGCGAAGCUGACUCUUAUGGCAACCGCAUUAUCCCCAAUCCUCGACAACGGCCAGAAGAAGAUACCAAUAAACAACAACUUUGAUGAUCUUGGAUCACGAGUCCCGCAACUUCUGUCGCCCUUGUCAGCAGCCAUCAGGCGCGGAAGAACGGCACUAGCCCUUGAGAUCAUGUCUCUUCACCUUGAGUUUGACAUUCCCAUAGCUGAUUUCGCAUCGGCGUUGACCCUAAGCUUCUUGUAUCUCCAUUCCGAGGUUUGCCAGAUACUCUUGGGGCUCUAUGAUGACAAUCCUGACUUGUGCCAAGGUUUACCCCAAGACAGCGGUGCGGCGAUGGCGGUUGAUCUUUCAGCCCUUUUGAAAGAUCUUAUUCUCAUAGACCGUGAGAUACUCAUAGAAAGAAACUUUUUACACGGAAAAGAUUACAAUUCAUCCUACAAAAAUACUUUGAGCUGUCUACUUGAAAUGGGAGCAAACCCACUACAGGGCGCCGCUGACAUUACGGGAGGCAACGCUCUAUUUAAGGCGGUCGUGGGCGAUAAUGCAAUCACCCUGGCAUUAUUCAUCGAGCAUUUUGAGGAUAGAGGACUCUCUGUACUCGCCGCUAUGCGCGACCGCAACUCUGAAGGGAUCUAUUCCGAACCCUCCAUAGCGGAACUUUGUGUUCUUCUGGAGUCUACAGAGUGCUUGAGGGUUUUGGUUGAAAAGCACGGUGACUCGCCAAGUUUCAGAAACAGGGGCAGUGGUAACUGGACUCUUCUUCAUCUUGCUUGUUGGACGCACCGAAGCACAGAAUGUGCUCGCUUGCUACUGCGCAAUGGCUCAAACAUAAUGGCGAGAAAUAGCAGCGGCCACACACCACUGGCCCUUGCGCUUCAGCAACACCACCUGGAAACGGCCGACCUGAUCGCAGACACGUGCACCCAGGACCAGCUUGAGACACUCGUUAGUAGCGACCCCUACAGCGGGCAAUCCAUCUUCUCCGACUUGGUGGCUGACUGGCUGCGCCAUCGCGGCCCAGGACAUAUAAAGAGUCUUGAGUGGCUCAGGGGCCACGGAGGCGAGCAUUUCUACGGCGCACAGGGUACACCGGUCUGGCUGGCCAUAUACGGGCUGACACGGCCUCUGAGCCUUUCUGACCAGAUGUGGGAUAGGGCCCUUCUGUCGUUCCUCCUUGAAAGCGAAAUUUUCGCUUCUCGAGUUGAUACAGACUUCAUCAGGGGUAGGAGUCUGUUGCACUUUAUGGUUGGCAACGGCCACAUCGAAUCAGUCAAGCUGCUGCGGGAACGGAAUUUUGACAUGGCGGUUUCCGCUACACCCGACGGGGCGGACGAUGAUUUGAAGAUGGGCUUUCGGUUCGUACCAAAAGUGACGGCACUUGAUUUCGUUGAAGCUGGCCUGUCUUUGAUACAUUCCAGUGAAUCCCCGUAUGGCUCAUCCCACUUCCCAGGUUCGAUAUCUCAGGGUGGUCCCAUCCAUCGUGAGAAAUGGGUUCAAGACCUUGAAGGAAUUCAGAACCUCCUUCUCGAUGCGGGAUGCGAGAGAACUGAAAUGCCGGAAGAGAUGAAUCUAUCGCAUGACGAGUACCAGUCCUUAUUGGAGACAGUACAGCCAUUCUCGGAUGGAGAAAUACCAUUCGCUGGGGUGAAAGGCUUGGGAGGCACCGUGCGUUGGCCGAUACCAAUCUCAAAGAGCCAGCAGUCGGAUCCACCCAAGACAACCUGGGCUUUGCCUAGAAUCAAGCACGUGGGGACAAAGGAAGACAUGGAUACGAUGAGAGACGAUCAUAGGGUUUGGGCGAGCGUAGACGGGCUGCCACCCGGCUGGCGAUGUAUUGCGGCUGCGAGAGUCGGGCCUUGGGCCAACGACUGUCCCGCUACUCCAUUGUUUGAACACAUUAAGACAGGGUUGCUCAGCAUUAAAAAACCUGGGACUUUUGCGCCUUUUCGCCCAACUGCUAGUACUGGCGGCAUCGCGGUCCCAGACGAGGAGGUUGACCUAUACUCUGCUACACCUAGGCUCGGACCAACUCCAGGCCCUGGAGAGCCAGAUGAGGAUGCUGCGCCUGAUUCUGGCUGUCAAGUGUUGCCAGCCAGAGCUGCCAAUAGCCAGAAGGAAGUCGAGGAUUGCCAUUCUACAUCGGCAAAAGAUGAACAAGAAAGAAAUGCAGUCCAGAAUUUCGCCAUUACUGAAAGUCUAAAGCCUUCUCCAGACCAUGGUCCGUCUCUGGCAUGCUUGCCAGAUCUACCAGAUCCAAAGAGCGGAGACUCCUAUGGAAACACGGUCAUCCAUGUGGCUGUAGCUGCUAAUUAUAUACGCGGACUGGAGGAGCUCCUACAGUUGAAGGAAUACGUGGACAUCAUCGACUACAAGAACGACUCGGGCGGGACGCCCUUGGAAUUUGCAGUCUGUCACAAAUAUUUCGAGUCAGCUGCUCUACUGCUCAGGCACGGUGCUAAGCCUAGAGGUAUCCUUGGAGAUUCGACACCGCUUCUACACUACGCCAUCUGCAACGGGGAUGAGAAGAUGGCGAGUGUCUUGAUCCGAGGCGGCGCAGACAUCAACGAAAAGGACCAGAAUGGAAGCUGCCCUCUGCUUGCCUGUUUCCAGUCUGGCCAGUACAAGAUGUUCCAGGCUUUUGCCGACCACCACAUUGAUCUGAACAAGGAGAUACUCGAUGGGGUGACAAUCAUGGAUCUGGCCUAUGGCAUGGGCGAUGAAAAUUGUCUCCGCCAGAUACUGCGUGUUGGCGCCGACCCUGAUGCUCGGUGCACAGCCCGCGGCAGCAAAACUCUUCUUCAUAUCGCAGCCGAGGAGGGGAAUAUAUGGGCGGCCGAGAUAUUGUUGCAACAUGGGGCGGAUCCCAACGUCGAGGACCGGGAAAUGCUAUGUCCCGUCGUCUCGGCAAUAUCUCAGGAGAAUGAUGAGAUGACGGAGCUGUUGUUAUCUAGUGGCGCGGAUGCGCUCCGAGUACUGAAGUAUCAGUUCUUCAAAAGGAAAUUUGACGGCGAAGUUCUUGUUGUUUAUGAUCCGUCCAAGGAUAGAGAGAAAGUCCUGGCCGUAGUACUCGGGAUGGAGGAAAAUGGUAAAGGUGAAUAUGAUCCUUGGGAGGAAUGGGAACCUACACAGAUAAUGGUUGGGGUCGUAGAUGCAGAAUAG
This is a messenger RNA of Clonostachys byssicola, 5175 nucleotides long. Lineage: Eukaryota; Fungi; Ascomycota; Sordariomycetes; Hypocreales; Bionectriaceae. The record is from the annotation of a GenBank genome assembly.